AUGCCUCAAGAGAGGUUUGAGAAAGGCAAGCGGCUGCGAGCUUGCAGUAUCUGUGGUCGCACCUUCAAACGUACCGAGCAUUGUAUUCGUCAUGAGCGUGCACAUUUCCGCGAGCGACCGUUUUCUUGCAGGUUCUGUGAGAAGUCGUACGGCAGAAAGGACUUGCUCGUUCGCCAUGAGCGUACAUUACACGCCGAUCAAUGGGCAAUGGCCCAGUCAACCGCUUCAACAAAUAACUCGUCGCAGACCCGGACAAACCGCCGUCGCCAAAGCCGAAGUAGCUGGGACCCAGCUCCCGCCUUACCAACACCUGUUCAAAGUUACAAACCUGAACCACAGAAUGGUGUGCUCAUAAACAAUGAAACGGUUAUCCAAUAUGAGAGCUUUCUUCCUUCGCCCCGCGUGUCAUCGUCCUCAGAAAUAAGCGAUCCCGAGCUAGUCAGCGGUGUUUCCGAAGCGUUCGAUCUUGAUCGACACUUAGAUCCCAGUUUAGCGAAUUUAGCAAACCCUGUCAACAUGGUCGCCGGGGCCCCAAAUGAGGAUGGGUCCCUACAUUUCCAGUCGUCAUUUCCGCUUGACUCACAUCAUUUCUCAUAUGAACCGCACAUGUCUCAUAUUCAACCGCAGGAACCCAUACAGUUCAAUUAUGAUCAUGGCUUCCCUCUUGACCCGAGUCUAACCAUGGACCUGCCGAAAUCAGAUUAUAUACCUACAUCGUCCACAGAUACAGAGCCUGGAAAUCCCAACUUUUUUACAUUGCUUCCUGGAUCGAGUACUGAUGAUCAGGUCCUAUUACUCAAUCAAAUCAUCACAGCUGAAAAUUCGAAUGACGGAUCGACGAACAAUAUAUUUGCUCUAGAUAAGAUGCCUUCUGAGCAACGGCGGCGCGGACGUCCCUCUCGCAAUUCCAAGAUCCGAAGCGAGCCUCAGUUGCCAAAAGUCAUGACAGAGGAAACUCGAAUAUUUUUGAUAACAGAUAUUCAAGAAAGACUCUCCAUUGACUCUAAAGAACUACGGAUACCAAGCUUGCAGAGUCUUCAUCACUUUAUGAACACUUUUUUCAAGUCAUUUAACAACCACCUACCAAUCUUUCACCCUCCCUCGUUUGACAUCUCAGAAACGCCUAGCCCGCUAUUCCUAGCGAUGUGCUCAAUUGGUGCACUCUUUGAUAAGGAUAGAGACACUGCGAAUCACCUACGGGAAAUAGCAAAUGAAGCACUGCAAAGUGUUGAUUCUGGGAGCUCUAGUCGCUCGUUGUGGGAAGUCCAAAGUAGGCUACUCCUGACUGUAGGAGCAGCUUUUGGUGGUAAUGGUGCAGCAGUGGCUUGGGCACUUGAGAACAUUGGAUUUUUCCAUCGAGAGUUUGCUUGGAGGAGGUCGGCACUUUCGGCGUCCCGUGAAACGGCUCCUGAGAACUGGGCAACUUGGAUUGAACGGGAAUCGACAAAGCGCCUGCUUUUCGGCAUAUUUAUCACUAGCAGUCUUCUAACAGCUGCUUAUAAUGUUUCGCCUGGAAUAUCCACAACAGAGGAUCUGAAAAUUGAAAUGCCCGAGCCGGAGACUAUUUGGAUGGCUGCUGAUGAGGAGCAUUGGAAGGAAGCAAUGGCCGUGAGAGUAAAUAGGCCCUUAGAUGUCAACCAAGCCUUGACAGCGUUGCUCUUUGGCAAAGAUUUCAACCCGGAUUUAGAACAACAAUGGUCGCCUUUUUCUGCUGCAAUUCUGAUGCAUGCUGUCAAUGUGCACAUGUGGCACGUCACGCAAUCCACGCAGUCCUUCAUGAAUUUUUCCAUCGAUGCCAAAGCGGAAGAACAAAUGAAAGCACUAUGCACCAGUCAGACGGAGGAGUCCCUAUCAAGAUGCCAUAGAGUUCUGGCACUGGGAAAAUCUGCUGGGAUUGCAAGUACACGGGGAAGCGUUGAAAGAACGCUACUAUUCAAUGGCAUGGCGGUACUCCGAAGCUGUUAUGUCCGCGUAUUUACUGGAAGUGGAGCUUUUAACCGUACCAUGUUGUUUUGUGAUGACGGACAAGAAGUACUCAGAGCUGCAAGAGACUAUGUGCAGAUUCAACAAGUCCGAUCACCAUUUCUCGCAAAGGCUGUCGCACAAGUCUUUGAUGGCUUACUAAUACCGAUACGGCAUGGAAAUCAGUUGGUUAAUAAAACGGACGUGUUCACCUGCAGUAUCGAGCAUACAGUAGCUGCAUGGGACUGCGCUCUGUUCUAUACCAAGUGGGUCCAUACACUGGAAAUGCAGCAGGGUUUCGCGCCACCAGAUCACGAGGAGAAGAAAAAUCUUGACAAUCUCUCAGAGAUGCUGCAGGAAGUUGGCAGCAACGACAAUGGCCGUACAUCGCUUGCAGCCAGCGCGGCAAAGAUGUGGGCUAGUUUCCUCGACGACAACUGGACCUGGGAAGUGACAUGGCGAAUGGGUAAUGUCCUUCGGCAAUUAGCAGACGUAUACGAAAACGAAAAACGAUUUCUCGGAAGCCGAAGUUGA
Molecule: messenger RNA, 2496 nt
Organism: Talaromyces rugulosus
Lineage: Eukaryota; Fungi; Ascomycota; Eurotiomycetes; Eurotiales; Trichocomaceae
Exons: 5
Coding region: 1-2496 (831 amino acids)
Biological process (GO): regulation of transcription by RNA polymerase II; DNA-templated transcription
Cellular component (GO): chromatin
Molecular function (GO): DNA-binding transcription factor activity, RNA polymerase II-specific; RNA polymerase II cis-regulatory region sequence-specific DNA binding; zinc ion binding
Source: RefSeq, a predicted model, not a curated record